AUGGUAGACACUGGUGCACAGAAUUCGGUUCUGUUGGAGCCAAGAGGGCCAAUGUCCUCCAGAACUACAUGGGUACAGGGGACCACUGGAACAAAACCUUACUCUUGGACUACCCGAAGAACAGUGGAUCUAGGAAAAGGUCGGGUAUCCCACUUGUUUCUAGUAAUCCCAGAAUGCCCCUACCCACUUCGCUUAUUGUCAAAAAUGAGAGCACAAAUCCACUUCACAGCUAAAGAAGCCACCCUGCUUGAUGAUGGAGCACUGAUUCAGGUCCUAGUCACCAAUGACCUAACCGAAGAAUAUAGACUACAUCAAGAGCCGAUUCAACCCAAUCCUGAGAUAGCCAAGUGGCUCCAAAGAUUUCCCCAAGCUUGGGCAGAAACAGGGGGUAUGGGACUGGCGGGACACAGGCCCCCCAUAUAUGUUGAACUCAAAGUGGGAGCGGACCCUGUUAAAGUGCGCCAGUCUCCUAUGCCCCUAGAGGCAAAGCGUGGAAUUACUCCACACAUUAAAAGUUUGGUGGAGCUAGGAAUACUGAGACUGAUCCAGUCGGCCUGGAACACCCCACUCCUGCCUGUCAAAAAGCCCCAAACCGGGGACUAUAGACCAGUACAAGAUUUAAGAGAGGUAAAUAAAAGAGUCAUUGACAUUCACCCCACUGUCCCCAAUCCUUAUAUGUUGCUCAGUACCUUGCCACCAGAUCGGCAAUGGUAUACAGUUCUGGAUCUCAAAGAUACCUUUCUCAGCCUGCCACUAGCACCCAGUAGUCAGCCCUACUUCGCCUUCGAAUGGCAUGAUCCGGAGGCAGGAAUCAAUGGCCAGCUGACUUGGACGCGAUUGCCUCAAGGAUUUAAGAACUCUCCAACUAUAUUUGAUGAGGCUUUACAUGAAGAUCUGGGUGAGUACAGAGCCCAACACCCCAACAUAAGUCUGUUACAAUAUGUAGAUGACUUAUUGGUUGCGGUGCCAGACCAGAAGUCCUGCCUAAAAGACCCAGAUCUCAGAGACCGACUUCUCGACUGUACUGAGAUUCUGGCACAAGUGCACUGCAUCUGGCCGGACUUGAAGGAUGUCCCCUUACCUGAUGCCGAAGAAACCUGGUAUACAGACGGAAGCAGCUUUGUCAGAAAUAGUAAAAGGCAUGCUGGGGGAGCGGUCACAACUACCUCGAGCGCCAUUUGGGCUGAGCCUCUGCCAACAGGUUCAAGUCCGGCGACUGGGUCUUCAUCCACAGACACCAACGGAAAAACCUUGAGCCGCGAUAGAAGGGCCCCUUCAUGA
Messenger RNA from Nannospalax galili (Upper Galilee mountains blind mole rat), 1281 nucleotides. RefSeq lists its product as uncharacterized. Gene Ontology annotation, molecular function: aspartic-type endopeptidase activity; nucleic acid binding. Gene Ontology annotation, biological process: proteolysis. The record is from RefSeq and is a predicted model, not a curated record. NCBI's taxonomy places the organism in Eukaryota, Metazoa, Chordata, Mammalia, Rodentia, Spalacidae.